Babjeviella inositovora NRRL Y-12698 is the source of this 405-nucleotide messenger RNA. RefSeq lists its product as uncharacterized. The coding region runs from base 168 to 347 and encodes 59 amino acids. The transcript has a single exon. The record is from RefSeq and is a predicted model, not a curated record. Lineage: Eukaryota; Fungi; Ascomycota; Pichiomycetes; Serinales.
UUUUGAUGUGGUACCGCAACCGGGAAAGCUGAAAGAUUGGCCAGUUGUUUAAUGGCUGAAUAUGUCUUCCCCUAAAGCGUACUUGGAAGCUGCACGGUAAAUGUUCCAUUAUAACCUGGCUCAGAGCUGCAUUACCCUAGACCGUUUUAUAAGCACUUUACAUAUUAAUGAUUUAUUCGAACUCUGUGUAUCCCGAAGCGGGCGAAGUGUGGUGGGUUCCUCAUCACGUCAUUCCCCACAGAAUCCCGCAAGAUAGCUUGUUACAAGGUUUCCGCAGUCACUGGCAAAUGCUGUACCCCAGCUUUGUGAGGCUGAUAUGCGUGAUACAAAUACCUCAGCGGAAAUGAGAAGUUGUCAUUAUAAUUAGAUCCCGACAUCGUUAGCCUUGCUAGAGCGAUACUUGUG